AUGCAGAUUAGCACCUUAUUAAUUGUGUUUCAUAUUGUUAUGGGCUGCUCAAUUCUUCAUUUGGUUGGUUUCAAUACACUCGAAUUUCUUUGCAAUUGCAAUGGUUUUUUUGAAAUAAAAUUAAUCUCAUUAACAUUGAAUGGAAACGAGCAAUUUCAUCCUGAAUUUCACAUAUGCUUGAAAAAUUUUGAGCGCCUUAUCAAUCACAAUGGUGAUUGUGCUUACGGUAAAAUUAUAGUAGAUGCUAAUAUAUUUAGAAGAGGUUCGCAGAUCAAAUUGAACUUUACGUGGACGGAAUCGUUCACUUUGAUUACCGAAGCAUGGGAGGUUAAAAACAAAACAACAAAAGGAAUGUUAUUCUACAAUGCCUUCCAGAGAGAAAAAAUAUCAUCAGGUAAUCAGUGGAUAGAAGAAGUUUUCAAUAGGAAAAAUGGCGACAGUUUUCGGAUUGCUUAUCGAAUAAUUUGUGAUGAAAACUAUUAUGGACCUCGGUGUGGAAAAACAUGCACACCGUCUAAACAAAUCAAAUGUUUGAGCGAUGGAUCAGUAGCUUGUGAAUUUGGAUGGCAUGGACAGAAUUGUAAUAUCGCUUCAGCGCGAUGUGAAGGUUGUUUAAAUGGCCAUUGCGAACAGCCAGAUUCGUGUCGGUGUAAACCUGGAUGGACAGGUGCAAAAUGCGAUCAGUGUAUUCCAUAUCCGGGUUGCAAACAUGGGACAUGUAUAAAGCCAAAUCAAUGUAUUUGCUAUGAAGGAUGGGGUGGUCAUUUCUGUAAUGAAGAUCUAAAUUACUGUACAACUCAUGGUCCUUGCAAAAACGGAGCCACCUGUAGUAAUACAGGACAUGGUCACUAUACAUGCAGUUGCAUUGAAGGCUUUACGGGAAUCAACUGCGAAUCUCUAAUUUUGAACUGCAGUUCAAAACCGUGCCUUAAUGAUGGUUUGUGCAAAGAUACCAUAGGGAAUUAUACCUGUCAGUGCCGUGCUGGAUAUAUUGGCCGACAUUGUCAAAUGACUGCAAAAUCGUGCGAAGACAGGCCUUGUGAAAAUGGUGCCCUUUGUUCAGCCACUAGUGGAGGUUUUAAAUGCCACUGCUUGCCGGGAUGGAGAGGUGCCAACUGUGAUAAAAAGCUGGGACCAUGCAAUAGAACCACAUGUUGGAAUGGAGGAAAAUGUGUGGAGAAAUGGGACGGAAAUUAUGAAUGUAUCUGUCCAGUGGAUUUCAAAGGAAAAAAUUGCGAGGAGAAUGCAAAUGAAUGUACCUUAUCUAAUCCUUGUUUGAAUGGUGGUCGGUGCAUUGAUGAAGGGAACAAUUAUAAAUGUCAAUGUCGGGAUGGCUAUAGUGGCACAUUAUGUCAAGAUAAAAUAAAAACGUGUGUUAAUAAGCCAUGCUUAAAUGGUGGUCGCUGCAUAAAUCAUAUUGAAGGCGAUUAUCAAUGUCGAUGUCCACUAGGUUUUUUUGGAAAGAACUGUGAUAUUAAAAAAUCAGCAUGUACACCAAAUUUAUGCAAAAACGGUGGCACGUGCAUGGAUCAUAUUGAUAAAUAUGAUUGUGUCUGUCAACCGUGCUUCUCUGGAAAAGACUGUUCAAGUAUGAUAAUGGAAUGUAAAGAUGAUAACUCUAUGUUGGUUGCAAAUUCCACUUCCAGAGCUAAACAGGAACCGACUGUAUCUAAUUUACGAUCUCAAGGGGCCUUAAUUUUUUUAUUGUCUAUUUGUACUGUGUUGUUCUUGUUUGCAAUAUUGGUCUUUUUGUGGUGCAAACGAUUCGUAAACUCGAAAAGAGAUACUGAAGCCAUUACUCAAAAUGAUAUGAAUUCAAGAAAAUUAGCUCGAUAUUCCGUUCAGCAGACCAGUAGUUCAAUCUGCUGCAGUUACUCGGAUAUGAAUUACUUUGAACGUGAUUACCAUCAAAAGACUGUCGAAAAUCAGAAAAAGCCAGAAGCUAAUGAAGAGAACAAUCAACGCUACGGUACUGAGCCUAGCAAUCGAAAAGUGACCGCAAGACCUACAAUGUUAAUAAGCCCCACACCAAACACAAGACAGUCGUUGCAUAUAUCAGGCAAAAAUGCUUCGAAUAAUUUUGCGCUAUUGUCAACUCUAGAAAGUGGUAACUUGUAUGAAGAAAUUGAUUGUUACUCAUCCAAAGAUGUUGGCUAUACAACUAUUGAAGAUACAACGCUUGCAGAUUUCGCUCAGGAGGAGCAAGUUUCGGAGAGCAUGUGUAUUGGGUCAGAAAGGCGAGAUAGUGCCAACAGGGAUGAUAUUGCCGAUCUCCAAACUAAUCUAUAA
Dracunculus medinensis (Guinea worm) is the source of this 2289-nucleotide messenger RNA. NCBI's taxonomy places the organism in Eukaryota, Metazoa, Nematoda, Chromadorea, Rhabditida, Dracunculidae. The record is from the annotation of a GenBank genome assembly.